AUGGCAACAUCUAAAACGACAAAUGAUCAAGUUAUUCAAGGUUUAUCUAAAUUAAUUAAUGAUUCAUCAACAGAUGAAAAUGAAAAAAUUAAAUAUAUACACAAACGUAUUUACAUGAAUUAUGAGAAAAAAAAAUGGAUUAAUGUCAUUGAAGAUGUUAAUUUAUAUCAAAAAAUGACGAAGUCCAAAAAACUUGAAAAAUUAAAAAUUAAAAGUGAAUUUCAACAAUUUUGCCAUAAAUCUCGAAUGGCAUUUAUCGAAAUAGCAGAUGAUAGUGAUAUCGAUGAUGAUGAACGUGAACGUUUUUCUCUUACUUUAAGUGCAAAACAUGCUGACGAUUUCAUUAAUGGUCGGUUUGUUUACGAACCGAAUAAAAAAAGAAAAACAUCACUUGAAUUAAUUGAACCAGAUAAUCGACCAUUUACACAAUUAUUAUUCAUAUCAUUUAGUGAUAUUGAUCGUCUUUAUUAUUUAACAAAAAAAAUUAAAUAUGUACCAUAUUUUUAUCGAUGUGACUUACCUAGGAUAACUAUAUCAUUAUUUUGUUUACAACUAUUUAAUUCAUUUAUUCGUAUACCAAGACAAUUUGGAGAGCAACAUUAUCAAGAUAUAAAUAAAUUAUUAUUUGGUGUUGGUGGACAACAUUUGUUCGAUCGUUUAUUUUCUCUUCAUGGUCUUGAUUUAACAUCAUCAUUACAAAUUCUAAUUGAACUAAAUGUUCGUUAUUCAUUUAUGUAUCUUUCUUAUUUAUUUAUAUCAUCGGCACAAGUGUUAAAUUUAUAUGAUGAAUAUUUUUGUACAUGGUUUGAUGAAGAUGAUUUAAUGAUAUCAUUAAUAAUUUAUGGUUCACGUAAAUCUGAUAUAUUACUUGGACAAACAACGAAAGAAUAUAAUGAAUUAUAUACACGUUUAAUUGAACGUAAGUUUAAAUUAAUAGCUAAAACUCACACAUAUGCAUCAUGUUGA
This is a messenger RNA of Rotaria sp. Silwood1, 966 nucleotides long. NCBI's taxonomy places the organism in Eukaryota, Metazoa, Rotifera, Eurotatoria, Philodinida, Philodinidae. The record is from the annotation of a GenBank genome assembly.